Chironomus riparius is the source of this 4412-nucleotide messenger RNA. The record is from the annotation of a GenBank genome assembly. NCBI's taxonomy places the organism in Eukaryota, Metazoa, Arthropoda, Insecta, Diptera, Chironomidae.
CUCGCGCCGUGAUAAGCUGCUUAAAAAAAUUAGUAAAGUGUGUUGAUUCACUUGCUAUGUUGAAGAAGAAUAACUGCUGAUAAUAUUCAUAUUCUCACAAAAAGUUAAAUAUAAAGUAUAUAAAGGAAGACGAAAACAUGUCAAAAGCACAAAUAUUAUUUCUCGUCUUUCUUCCAACAAUUUUGAGUUUUAACCUUUCACCAACGCCAAAUGUGUUCAUAAACAAGCCAAAAAUCUCGACAUUUCUUCCGCAAACAAGGUCGUCAUAUUUUGGAUUUUCAAUAAAUCUUCGAGCCAAUCAUGUACUAAUUGGAGCACCACGUGCACAAUCGACACUUGAACAACAGAGGAAAGUCGAUGAGACGGGUGCAGUCUUCAAGUGUGACUUGAAUAAUGGUGAAGCCACAGAUUGCUUUCCAUAUCAUUUUGAUUUGAAUGGAAAUACUCGCGUUGAGAACACAGAUCUAGCUUAUAAUUCUGAAAAGAAAGAUUAUCAGAUGCUUGGAUUCUCAAUGGAUGGACAUGAGUCUGAGAAUGAUAGAUAUGUUGUGUGUGCACCGAAAUUAAAGGCAGACUUAACCGAGAGUGAUCAUUAUUUAUUGCAUGGGAUUUGUUAUUGGGUGACUAGUACAAAUUCAACACAGCCAUCAGGUGUUCGACAAAUAAUCCCACUGAGACAACGUUCAUUACAGACAGCACCGGUAUCAAAUGGUACCUAUAACUAUUUUUAUAUCUACGGCGAGAGUGGAUUUAGUGUUCAUGUCACAGAAAAUAAUGAGAUUUUAAUUGGAUGCCCAGGUAUUUUAAAUUGGCAAGGAUCUAUUAUACGAUAUAGAGCUGGAAGUCGACCCGAUUUGGGUGGCUUAAGUCGACGUGAUUUGCGAAAAGAUAAUGGCAUUAUGCAUAUACUGAGAAAAAGACAAAUCAUGGAAUAUCGAAGCGAAGUUCCAAAUCCAUUCUACUUUACCCUUACUGAUGAUUCAUACUUUGGUUAUGCAGUCGGUUCGGCAAAAUUUUUGGGUCCGGAAACUGACAGAUUAUAUUAUGUUGCAUCAGCGCCUCAGGCAAAACAACAAACAGGCGAAGUCUAUGUCUUCGAUAUUGAAGAUUAUCGUCACGAAAGCAAAAUUAAACUGUACAAUAAAUUCGGUGGCUCACAAUUUGGCGAAUAUUUUGGAUAUACAUUAGUAUGUGAAGAUUUUAAUGCUGAUGGCUUUCCAGAUCUUGCGAUAUCAGCACCUUCAUACAGUAAGAAUGGAUUAUAUGAAAAUGGUGCUGUCUAUAUUUUCAUCAAUAAAGGAAAUCUUGCGUUCGAACAACAAGCGAUUCUAUUCAGUGAUUAUGAGACGAAUGGAAGAUUUGGAACAACGCUGUCUAAAAUCGGUGAUAUUAAUUUGGAUGGAUACAAUGAUUUAAUCGUUUCUGCGCCAUUUGAAGGAAAUGGUGCGGUAUACAUUUAUUUGGGAAGUCAUGAAGGCAUUUCAUUAAAACCUAGUCAAAAGAUCUUGGCACCAUCUGAAGUACCUCAUCAAUAUGAUGAGCAUUAUAAGAAUGCAAUGUUUGGUUUUGGAUUAUCACGCGGUGUAGAUAUUGAUGGCAAUCAUUAUAAAGACAUUGCUAUAGGCUCGCCAAAUUCAGAGACUGUCUAUAUCUAUCGUACAUAUCCCGUAGUAAAAGUUGUAGCAUCUAUAACAUCCUCAAAAAUGGAAUUGACAUUAGAAGAUAACACUGUCGCAAUUAAGGUCUGUGCACGUUAUGACAGUGUAACACCAUUAAACAUGGAAAUAGAGUUUGCCACCUCGCUGUCUCUCGACAUGAAAUAUAAUCGUGCAUCAUUCGCAAAGAAUGAAAUCGAAAAGACAAUCAAUGACUCACUUAAACUCACACAUGAAGACACUUGUAAUGACUACAUGCUUUAUGUACGUGGAAGUCUUGCGGACAUUUUUAAGCCCGUAAUCAUAGAAAUGAAAUAUGAGACUGUUGACAAAAUAUCAGCUCAUGAUAGUAAAUUUUGUGAGACGUGUGUCAUGAUGGAUCCUCUUGCUUCCAAACUGACAACAACGAAAAUAGCAUUUUCAACUGGAUGUAGUGGAGAAAGGUGUAUCUCAGAUCUAUCAGUUGUGGGAACAUUACUCAAUGUAAGACAGCCUUUUGUACUUGGCAGUGAGAAGACAAUCGCGAUUAAAUAUGAAAUUUCAAAUGCUGGAGAGUCUGCUUAUCUGACACAGUUGGCAAUUACCAUUCCUACAAACUUGACACAAUUCUCCCGUAUUCCACCGUCAUGUCGACAAGAUAAUAAUGCUCGGGAUGUAAUGAUUUGUGACAUAAAUACGGGAAAGCCAGUCAAGCAAGGUGAAACUACAGACAUGACAAUUGCAUUGGAUGCAUCUCGUCUCGAGGGUAGUUCAUUUAAAGUUUAUGCCGAAGUUUCAAGUGCUGGAGAUGAGCAACGACCAUCCGAUAAUCAAUACACGACUGAGAUUUUCCUCAUCGAGUUCAGCGAUGUAGAAUUGAAUGGACAAAGUUCAGCAACUCAAUUAUCUCUUGAAGAUGGAGAGCGCAUUGAGAAUCUUCAAUAUCGAUAUAAAAUAUUCAAUAAUGGUCCUAGUACAAUCAAGGAACUCUCAUUGAGUCUUAUAAUUCCAUUGGCUUACAUGCCAAAACCAAAUUAUCAAGUUGAAAUUGUGAAAUUUGAUGAUAUUGAUAUAAGAGGCAUCUACACCAACAAAGUAUAUGAAGCAACAUGGAUUGAAGGUGAUAAAAUUCGUCUUCAAACUCGUAGUGAUGAAAAUGACAGUAGUGCAAAGUCAGUUGUUAUUGGAGAUAAUAUGAAUCUUCAUAAUAGCUUUGAUACCUCAAAAUUGGGUUUCGACUAUGAUUUUAAUAGUGCUAAAACCAAUGAAUAUGAUACUUUAGGACAAUCUCAUCAUAGGAGACGGAGAAGCCUUUGGCAAAAUGAUAACGAUAAGGAUGAUGAUGAUGACUAUAAGGAUGAUAGUACAUAUAGAGUCUAUAACCAAUAUACAGGUUCCAUCGAUGAAUAUACAUCAUCUUAUAGAAUAUCCGUAGAUAAGGAAGAUCCAAUUCUAAUGAAUUUACCUCGAAAUCGAACAAUUUUCCUUGAUUGCUCACAACCGGAAGACAUGAAUGAGUGUAUUGAAGCUCAAUUUACAGUUCAUAAUUUCCGUCCUGGAAGUGAGCCAAUUACAAUAAGCAUGAACUUUACAAUAGAUUUAAGAAAAUUCGGCGACAUAUUCAAUGAUAACCAAAACAUUUUUGUGUACAAGACUAAUGCAAAGUUCCAACGUGUGGGUGACGAGAGCAUGAAAACAUUGAAAAUUACAACAAGAAAUCCGUACACAAUUGUCUUUGAGAGAUUCUCGUCCAAGACUCCAAUUUGGAUUUGGAUUGUGUCGAUAAUCGUUGGAUUACUUGUAUUAAUCCUGUUGUGCUAUGCACUUUACCGAUUAGGAUUUUUCAAUCGAUCCAAAAAGGAGGAACUUGAAAGACUGACGAGAGAAAGUAGACGAAUUACGCCUGAGGAAGCAGAGGAGUUGAAGAAUUUAAAUGCAUAAGAACCUUAAUUUAAUUUUGCAAUAAAUUCAUGUGCCAGUCAUUUUUUAAGACUUUAAUGAUCAAACAUUCCUAUGAAAUUUUCAAGACUUGAUGAGUGAAAAAAAGGGUACAAAGAACCCGAAAAUUAAUUUUUAAUUGUUAAUUUAUACAUAAGAAAGUUUUUGGAUAUCGUCAUUGCCAUUUUUUAAGGGACCAAUAACUGUUUGUGCAUUUUUUGAGCGACAGCUGAAUUGAUGUUUUUAUUGUGGUUAAAGUGGCUGCAAUUCUAGCUUAUUCGGGAAUUACUGUAGAGCUAUGGAACCAAUAGUCAUUUCAAAUGAGUCAGCAUGCUGCAAUCAGAGAAUGAGCUUUUAUGCUACACAAUGUAGUUAUUUAUACUAAGAAUUAAGCAUCACAAAAGAAUGUUCUUAUGGAUUAAGCAAUAUUAGUCAUAGAUUGAACUAAAAUAUGCCUUCAUUUCUUCUGCAUUAAAUCAUCUUUAAAUUAAGUAGAAUUACGAUGGCUCAGACAUAUGUGUCAUAAGUCUGCCUUUAAAAAAUCGAUUAAAAAUGUUUUUUUUUUUAUAUUUAUUAAAUCCAGUAAAUCCAGCUGCAAUUCUUCCCAUUAGAUAAAAAAGAAAACUAUAACAAUACUAUUUAUAUAUUUUAUGUAUGAAUGUUUAAAUCCAAAGAGAAUAAAGCUUUUAGGAUAUAGAAGUUGUUAGGACAACAAAAAAUAGAAAACUUUACAGCAAUAAAGAGAAAAACUGAAUGUUUUUUAGAAUAUCAUAAAAUAAUAAUUUUUUAAUGUAUGUAUGUUGUUGAAUGUAGCUUUUCAGUUACUCUGCUUCUUUCAUC